AUGGGGACGAAUUCGUUGGAAAUGCUGCAGAGCCGACUUCUCCUAACGGUCUUCGAGAUUGGCCAUGCCAUAUAUCCCUCCGCAUAUAUCUCUACCGCAGCCAAUAUGCGAGCCGCAGCCUCCUUAGGGAUCAACGCCACCUGCAAGAACCUACGCUUCCGGGACCCAUGGAAAGUCGAGGAGGCACGACAGACUUGGCGGGGCAUUGUCAUCACUGAUAGAUAUGUCUCGCUAGAGAAUAGCCAAGCACCCAAUACUUACAGUGAUCGAUCUAUAGCCGCGGAAUCUAAAGAUUGGGCGAAGGUAGAAGUGGAUUCAUUCACUAGGUUAGCCUACGCAUCCCAGCUCUUAGACCGGGUGCUCGUUCAUAUCCAUACGACCCAAUCGAAUCCCCUUUUUGAUAGCGUCGAGGCGGUCCAGAUCCUCAAAUCCCUCACCUCGUUUCUGGUGACCUUCCAAAGCGGUGAUUCGGAUCCGCCGCAUCCUCUGUCGGAUAGCGCAUUAGCACUAUGUAGAAGUGCUAUGCUCGAAACCCUCGAGGUUGGAUCUCAUAUGAAUAUCCCCGACAAUGAGUAUUGUAUCCGCACAUCAAUUAAUAUUCUUAAGUCCCUCGCCCACGAGAUUGCACGCGGCGCGGAAAUCUCUCCCCCGGUUGAGAUGAUGACCUUGUCCGUGUUUCUCCCCCAUUGCAUAUACAAGGCCGCUAUGGUGUGUCUUGGCGAUGCCAGGGUAUCUGGGUGUGUCGAUCCGGAGUCGUUAAUCCAGCCCUUGAAAGACCUACUGGGCUACCUGGGCAUGAGAUGGAUGGCUGCAAAACGUUACUUGGCAAAACUUGAGUCAUCAUAG
Messenger RNA from Penicillium verrucosum, 846 nucleotides. RefSeq names its product fungal specific transcription factor domain-containing protein. The record is from RefSeq and is a predicted model, not a curated record. Bases 1 to 846 code for a protein of 281 amino acids. The transcript has 5 exons. Lineage: Eukaryota; Fungi; Ascomycota; Eurotiomycetes; Eurotiales; Aspergillaceae.